AUGAAACUGUGCGCCGUGCUAUUGCUGUUUAUUCUUCGAAAUUGUUCGGGGGAGGAUUUCCCAUCUCUGAUCACUGCGAACGCUUCUAUAGCUGUGGUUUUGGAUCGUCAAUUUCUGGGCGAAAAUUAUCAGUCUACUCUUGAUGACUUGAAAGAUUAUAUAAAAGAAUUGACGCGUGUUGAACUCAAACAUGGCGGAGUCAAUGUGCAUUACUUCUCUUGGACUGCUAUCAGCCUUAAAAAAGGCUUUCUAGCGGUUUUGAGUAUAGCGUCUUGUGAGGAAACCUGGUCACUGUAUACUAGAACCAAAGAAGAAGAACUUCUAUUAUUCGCAUUGACAGAAGUUGACUGUCCACGUCUACCAACGGAUUCUGCUGUUACUGUUACUUUUACAGAGCCUGGUCAAGAACUAGCUCAAUUAUUAUUAGAUUUAAGGACUCAGAGAGCAUUUAAUUGGAAAUCAGUAGUAAUAUUGCAUGAUAAUACUUUAGCCAGAGACAUGAUAUCUCGCGUAGUUCAAGCAUUGACAUCUCAGGUAGACGAUGAAGAUGUAACUUCUGUCUCCGUUACGGUAUUUAAAAUGAAGCACGAAGUUAACGAAUAUUUGAGAAGAAAAGAAGUCUACAGAGUAUUGUCAAAACUUCCUGUCAAAUACAUAGGCGAGAAUUUCAUAGCAAUAGUAUCGACAGAUGUAAUGAACACGAUGGCAGAGACAGUCCGCGACCUCGCAAUGUCACAUACUGGAGCUCAAUGGCUUUACAUCAUAUCCGACACGAAUACGAACGAAAAUAUUUCAAAUUUGAUCAACGAUUUAUAUGAGGGAGAAAAUAUUGCUUAUUUUUUUAAUGUCACUGACGACGGAAAAGAAUGUAAGAACGGCCUCUUGUGCUAUGCUCAGGAAAUGAUAAAUGCUUUCGUAUCAGCACUUGAAACAGCGAUUCAGGAAGAAUUCGAUGUGGCUGCCCAGGUGUCAGACGAGGAAUGGGAAGCAAUACGACCUAGUAAGCUUCAGAGAAGAGAUUCAUUACUCAAACAUAUGCAGCAACACUUGUCAUCUAAGAGUAGAUGUGGUAAUUGUAGUUCAUGGCAGGCUUUAGCAGCAGAUACGUGGGGUACCACUUACAGAGACAGCACAAAUGAAAAUAUUUCCAAAGAAAAUGUAACUACUUCUGUCAUUGAAGAUGUUAAGUUGAUAAAUGUUGGUGUAUGGCGUCCUAUAGACGGAAUUAAAUUUGAAGAUGUUUUAUUUCCUCAUGUUGAACACGGAUUUCGUGGAAAGGAAUUGCCUAUUAUUACUUACCAUAAUCCACCAUGGACGAUUUUGCAAUUAAAUGCAUCUGGCUCUAUCGUUAGUUACAGCGGCUUGUUAUUCGAUAUCGUCAAUCAAUUGGCUAAGAGUAAAAAUUUCACUAUUCGAAUAAUUUUGCCCGGAAAUUUAAGUCAUAACAUCACCAAUGACACUAACGAAGCUGCAAUUGACAUGACGUAUAGCGUUAGUUCAACAUUAAUCCUUACAGCGAUCGCGAAGGGUCAUGCAGCUUUUGCCGCUGCGGCUUUUACUGUUCUUACCGACUCUAAACCAGGUAUAAACUAUACAAUACCGGUAAGUACGCAGCCUUACUCGUUCAUCAUCGCGCGUCCCAGGGAAUUAAGUAGGGCAGUUUUGUUCCUACUACCAUUUACUACUGACACAUGGCUUUGCCUGGGAUUUGCAGUGAUAUUAAUGGGGCCAACAUUAUACAUUGUUCAUCGUUUAAGUCCAUAUUAUGAUGCAAUGGAGAUUACAAGGGAAGGUGGCCUUUCAACAAUUCAUAACUGCUUGUGGUACAUUUAUGGAGCUUUGCUUCAGCAAGGUGGUAUGUAUCUUCCCCGAGCAGAUAGUGGUCGCCUUGUAGUCGGUACAUGGUGGAUAGUUGUAUUGGUGGUGGUCACAACAUAUUCCGGUAAUUUGGUCGCUUUUUUAACCUUCCCUAAAUUGGAAAUUCCAAUAACAACGAUAUCGGAGUUACUGGAAAGCAAGACGUAUACAUGGUCGAUAACGAAGGGUUCGUUUUUGGAAAUGCAAUUAAAGAAUUCUGAUGAAUCAAAAUACAUAGACUUGCUGAAAAGGGCGGAAUUGACGGAUGGAACUAAUGUUGUAGAAGGCAAUGUUGUCUCUGGUUUGGAUAUUCUCAAUCGUGUUCGAAGACAGCGCCACGCACUUAUCGACUGGAAGCUGCGACUCAGUUAUUUCAUGAGAGCCGAGCAUCUCAAAAGCGACACUUGUGAUUUCACGCUCAGUACGGAAGAUUUUAUGGAUGAGCAAGUAGCGAUGAUUGUACCGGCUGGGAGUCCAUAUCUGCCAAUAAUAAAUAAGGAAAUCAACCGUAUGCAAAAAGCGGGGCUCAUCUCGAAGUGGUUAAGUGCUUAUUUACCAAAACGCGACCGAUGCUGGAAGACCUCUUCUGUUGAGGAAGUAAAUAAUCACACCGUCAACAUCAGUGACAUGCAGGGUUCCUUCUUUGUACUAUUUCUUGGAAUCAUCUCUGCGUCAACGAUUUUGUUGAUGGAAUGGUUUUAUAUGAGACGAAAGAAAAGGAUUGAACAGAUCAUUAUCAAACCUUAUAUUGAAUAAAUUGAUACCUUUGUU
Messenger RNA from Vanessa atalanta (red admiral), 2628 nucleotides. It is a transcript of the gene Ir93a, whose product is annotated as ionotropic receptor 93a. Bases 1 to 2613 code for a protein of 870 amino acids. The transcript is spliced from 19 exons. Gene Ontology annotation, cellular component: membrane. The record is from RefSeq and is a predicted model, not a curated record. Gene Ontology annotation, biological process: monoatomic ion transport. Lineage: Eukaryota; Metazoa; Arthropoda; Insecta; Lepidoptera; Nymphalidae. Gene Ontology annotation, molecular function: signaling receptor activity; ligand-gated monoatomic ion channel activity.